Molecule: messenger RNA, 2598 nt
Organism: Phalacrocorax carbo (great cormorant)
Lineage: Eukaryota; Metazoa; Chordata; Aves; Suliformes; Phalacrocoracidae
Source: RefSeq, a predicted model, not a curated record
AUGCCCCCACCCGCCCUGCCGAGCUGCCGGCUCCGGCUCCUGCCCCAGGGCGGGAGGCGCGCGCCGCCGCCGGGCAACCGCCGGCUUCCGCGCGCCCGAGGGCAUGGGCAGCGCCUGGCUGCCUGUGGCGGGGCAGCGGCCGAUACUCUCAGGGAUCAGGCGGGCGCUUUUGCCUUUCGUGGGGUUUCUCUUGAUGAACCCUACAAAAGCUCUCCUCCUGCCCCAGUGUACUCUCGCCUGUCCUCCAAAACCACAGAGCGAAGCGUUUCCGCUGCCUGCAUUCAGGUUUCACGAAAACCUUUCCACGUUUCUAGUGAUUAUUACAUUUGGGAGGGCUCUUCCCUGUCCUGCACUAACACUGUAAUUGUCUCAUGCCUGGAUACCUGUUCAUCAAAUAAGACCACUUUUCCGCUUUGUACUUUUAACAAUUCUUGCAGAAGAUCACUGCAACAAAGAAGAGAAAACCAGACUGUUUUACUGAAGGCAAUUGUAAACCAUUCCAGUUUCCAAAAUAUUCUGUGUAUUUGCCAGUCCUCCAGGAAGGAACAAGAGUCCCAUGCUAAACACACAGAGUGUGAAUCCAAGAGAGAUGUGAACGCUGAUCCUCAAGGAUCAGGGUCAGGAACUAAAAAAAUUCCAAAAGCAAAAGGCUUACUUGAAGUGAAAAGAAAAGAUGUUAUUUAUUUUUAUAAAUAUUUUAAUCUCACUACGACUUCCAAGAAAGAAGAAGUAGAGCAUAAUACUUCCUAUCUGCUGGAAAUCCACAUCAACAAUUCUAUAGUCAGAGGAAGAAAUGCAGCUGAAGAAUACCUAAAUCAUUCCUGCCUAGUGGCAAUGACGGAAGACCAAAACGACUGUAUAAAUAUUUCACUGCAGCUCAAGUCUUAUGUGGAACAUCCAAUGUGUAUGACAAAGAUCAUCUGGCUCACUAUGAUCCUAGUAGUUCUUGUGUUUACUAUUUCAGUCGUCAUCUACAAAAUAGUCCAAGAAAAUGAACAGAACUAUUGUAAACACAGAGCAGCAGAUGUUUCUACCAUUCUAAGAAGAAAGAGUUCUAGACAUGCAAGAACCAUAUCUGCUACUAAAAUCCAUCCUUUUCCUGUGAAACCCAGCAAACAACAGAUUCCACUUACUGCACAGAUCACAGAGAUACUGCCCGUAAUUCCUGAACAAGAGCAUUGUCAUGUGGGUGCAUCAACUGUAGAAGAUGUUGCUGUAUGAAAUACGAUUACUACUGGAUGAAAGGAGACACACCAUACACCCCAGAAGAAAGAGGGUCCAUUUCUGGUUUGCGGAGCUAUGUUACCCAUCUUUUCACAAAAAUACCAACUAUGCAUUUUAGUGGAGAAGCUCCAUUUUAUCUAUCAUGAGAAUUCUUUGGUAUUAAGAAAUAUGAGUGAUGGACAAACAUGUUUUGCUAUAGAACCAAAUUCAGUAGGAGAGUAUACAUUUCACAUCAAUUUUCAGUUCAUUCAUAAUUUACACUUAAUCAUACGGGUGUGAGAUAAUCCUUGCAAUAAUUUAAUUUUCUAUCUGCGAAUAAAUUUAUUUUGUAUUCUCCAUAGGAUAAGAAAGGCUGUUUAAAGAUAGAAACGAUCCUGUAUUUUCAUGGAACAAGCACAGUUUUCAGCCUAUUUAAUGCUCUAGGUGACUGGAUGCUUAAAAGAUACAGUUCCUGGCUGUUGUGGAAGGUGGCCAAAGGAUCACAGGCGAGAAUUCUGCAGUACAUUUUAAUUUCUGCAGUAAACCGGGAAGACCUUGACAAAUUCUGCAACAUCCUAGUGGAUUACGAUAAAAAUGUGGAAAAACACUAAUUUGGCUUCAAACCACAAAAUCAUUAUUAUUGGUCUUUAAUAACUCAUUAAGACCACAUGGGUUUCAUACUUUUUGAUAAAUUGCAUUUCUAUCUUUUGUACUAGCUUAGGGUAUUAGUAGCCAGAGCCAUUAGCUCCUGGGACUUUCCUUACUUUCCACUGCUCCUCUGAGCGUAACGGAGCUGUUUGGGCUGAGCAGGGUCCCAAAGUCACUCUGUGCUAACACGUUAUUUGUAGGUGCGGUUUGGCCAUCAAUUACUAGGCAGAGACAGAAAUUGCAGAGCCAGGACUUCAGACUCCCUUGUGCUAAAUGCAUCAGGAUGAACAGAUUGCAAACUGCCCAUUGCAAAUAUGAUACGCAGCGAUUCAGCAUCAUGUUAAUACCUGAUAACCUCCGUCCCUUACAUUUAUGUGGCUUUUCCCUCCUGAAGCUUUCUGAAAUUGGUUCUCCAGUCAUUAUACUGCACCAGGCAGUUCAGAUCUAAUAGGAACAGUCGUGAACAUUAGCUUCUGAAUGAUUUGAAGCCAUAUGGAAUUUUUUAUAUUUAGUUGGAUAUGUCUGAAGCAUUUGUUUCUAUUGUCUGUUACCAUCUUAUAAAAAAAGCAGAGAAAAAUACUGACUUUCUUGAUUUGGGGACUUUUGAGGCUUUAUUGCUUAUCUGUGACAAUAAAGCUUUUCAGAAAUGGAAUUUUUUACUACAGUCUAUAAAAUAAACUGCUCACAAUUUGUUUCUGGUUGUUUUUUUUUCUUCUUACUAUAGAACAGCAACUCACAGAUGAAGAG